Pleuronectes platessa (European plaice) is the source of this 2374-nucleotide messenger RNA. RefSeq names its product RAB10, member RAS oncogene family (gene rab10). The coding region runs from base 670 to 1275 and encodes 201 amino acids. Gene Ontology annotation, biological process: cellular response to insulin stimulus. Gene Ontology annotation, cellular component: recycling endosome; insulin-responsive compartment; Golgi apparatus. NCBI's taxonomy places the organism in Eukaryota, Metazoa, Chordata, Actinopteri, Pleuronectiformes, Pleuronectidae. Gene Ontology annotation, molecular function: GTP binding; GTPase activity. The record is from RefSeq and is a predicted model, not a curated record. The transcript has 6 exons.
GGCGGCGCUCGGCUCUAAUCUCCCCGGAGGAAGCGAGGAAGGGAAAGAACCAAGAGCCCGAGAACCGACUCGCACCGGCGGCAGCAAACCCAGAGCAACUUACCCUCCCCUGCCCCCCCUCCAUCCCGGUGACAUCGGUCCUGCUGGAAGUAUUGUGGGUUCGAACGCGCGGCGGCUGGAGUGACGGAGUGUGCCGAGAAUUUGAAUUAGCUCGCCGUUAGUUUGAAGAAAGAGAGAGAGCGAGCGAGAGAGAGAGAGGGAUAGAGCGAGAGAAAGAGAGAGAGGAGCCAUUUUGUCCCGACUGAGUGGGAGCAGAGAACUAGUGGAAAAGAGGAAUCACACGGGAGGAGUGGUUCGGGCUCCUUUUUUAUUUUGUUGGCUUUCUGUUCUCCUGCUGUGAAGCGACAGGGGGGGGGCAACGGUCUGGCCCGCGGGGAAUCGAACACAUCGGGACACGGGCCGCUGCUUUGGUAUUUAAGCCACAACUAGCCCCCGCCGAGCUAAUCAACACAUCCCAGAUCGGUUCGCUGCUGAACGGUCCGGAGGAACGAAAGGGAGCCGGCUGUAGACUCCACUCGGGCGUGUUAGGCUGCCAUUUUUGUUUUGUUUUAGUUGUGUUGCCCCUUUUUUGUUGUUGUAUCCACCCGGGUGAACACACGCUAGUUCUCAAUGGCGAAGAAGACGUACGACUUGCUGUUCAAGCUGCUCCUGAUCGGGGACUCGGGCGUGGGGAAGACCUGCGUGCUGUUCCGCUUCUCCGACGACGCCUUCAACACAACCUUCAUCUCCACCAUAGGAAUAGACUUCAAGAUCAAGACUGUGGAAUUACAAGGAAAGAAGAUCAAACUACAGAUCUGGGACACAGCCGGUCAGGAGCGGUUCCACACCAUCACCACCUCCUACUACAGAGGAGCCAUGGGCAUUAUGCUGGUCUACGACAUCACCAACGCCAAGAGCUUCGAGAACAUCAGCAAAUGGCUGCGCAACAUUGACGAGCAUGCAAAUGAGGACGUUGAGAGGAUGCUGCUAGGCAACAAGUGUGACAUGGAGGACAAGAGGGUCGUACCAAAAGCCAAGGGGGAGCAGAUCGCGAGGGAGCACGGCAUUAGGUUUUUUGAGACGAGCGCCAAGGCCAACGUCAGCAUCGAGAAGGCCUUCCUCACGUUAGCAGAAGACAUCCUCAGAAAGACGCCUGUAAAAGAGCCCAACAGUGAAAACGUGGACAUCAGCAGCGGAGGUGGAGUCACAGGCUGGAAGAGCAAGUGCUGCAGUUGAACAACUCCUCUGAUUCACGCACACUAACGCACACAGACACUCACACGGACACACACACUCUUUCUCUCUCUCUCUCUCCCUCUCUCCCUCUAACUGCUAACUCUAACUCUCUCGCCCUCUAACCUGUCUCAUGAGUUCUUCUUGCACACUGACACUCGUCUCUUUUAUCAGAAUAAAACAAUAAACCACUUCACUUGUUAACCCCUCCACCCUUCCUCCUCCUCCUCCUCCUCCUCCUCCUCCUCUUCACCCCCCCCACCAUAACCACCUCCUCCCACCUCCAUGUUUUUCCAUCUGAUGCUCAUUUUUAUUUCUGAUAAAAAGAGAAAUCCAGUCACGUUUCUUGUCAUUUGUUUUAAAGGUUGUUAAAAAAAAAAUUUAAUAAAAAGAGUGCGAGAAGACAAGCUCAUUUUUUAAUAUUUCCUUUGCCUGAGCUCACCUGGUCGGACCCCCCCCCCCACCCUAACUCCCCUUCCCCCACCCCCUAACCCUCAGCACUCACCUUCAGUCAGAGGAAAUUAAAAAUACAUAAAAAAAUACAAAAAAAGACUAAGACAAACGUAGGAUUAACAUUUUGUACAUUCAGUGAGGUUUCUGUUGUCUAACCAUAUUCGGUCAUUUACAAUUUGUUACCAAGUGACGGAGGCGUGGCCAGCUCCUUUUGUAUGUGGGGGUUUAUUUUGUCCUGUGCCUUAUAUGGAAGACAGGGGCGGGGCUGUGUGGUGGGCGGAUCCACAUCCACCCAAUGAAAUUACAGUUUAAUAUUCUGUCGGGUUCACGGAGACGCCGAACCGAAGCGGAAACGUUUGAAUUUCUCCUCCAGCCAAGAGAACGGCAUUAUACAGUAUAUGUCCUGUUUAUUGAUGUUUUAUUUUGUCUGUAUGAUUUUAUUUUACUUUUUAUUUUCUUCCCUUUUAUUUGGGUUGAAUUGUUUAUUUUUUUUUUCCUGCAUGCAGAUUUCUUUGGGUUGGAAGCGUUUCUGUAACGUUGUGUAACGUUUGCCACUGGGUAACUGUGGGGGGGGAGGGAGGUACACAAGUUCUCUUUGGAAAUUCAGACAAUUUUGCAGAUCCAUUAAAAAUAAGCUUGUUUAAGUUAA